Molecule: messenger RNA, 5512 nt
Organism: Priapulus caudatus
Lineage: Eukaryota; Metazoa; Priapulida; Priapulimorpha; Priapulimorphida; Priapulidae
Product: serine/threonine-protein kinase Warts-like
Exons: 10
Coding region: 275-3943 (1222 amino acids)
Biological process (GO): hippo signaling; G1/S transition of mitotic cell cycle; positive regulation of apoptotic process
Molecular function (GO): ATP binding; protein serine/threonine kinase activity
Source: RefSeq, a predicted model, not a curated record
ACACACCUCGAAACUAUGGCUUGCUGGACUAUUAAUGUCACCUGAAUUAGAAUGCUUAUUAUGCGUGUUUCCAGUAUUUACUUGAGUUAUGUUUUCCCGUUAAACCCUUACGGUGUUUAUUGCUGAAAGCAGCUUUUGCGCUUGCUCCGGAGCUGAACCAAUGCGCUUUGCUGUGGAGAAUGUAUACGCCUUUAGCAGCAUAGAUGCAGAAUAAAGAAGAAAAGUGCAGGACUUGGCAUGCAUGUCGUACUGAUGCAAAGUCAGAGGGUAACACAUGAUUCGUCGCGAGGUUGAGCGAAACGUCUGGCGAGGACAAAAACCGCCGCCUGCGUAUCCAGGCAGUAGCAGGCAGGCUCCAGCACAAGAGCUGGCAGACAGUCCUGCUCGCAGGGUGUUGCCAUCACCGAAUGGCACGAGCGAACGGUUGGAGUUGAUUCAAAUAAAGUCUGGUGUCGCGCUGCCACAGGAUGGCCGAGUUAGUGUGCCUAAGAGUGCGAGCAGCAGCAGUGGUUACCACCAGCAGGCGCUCGCGCAGAUUAAAAGUAGCCUGUUGCCAUACGAAAAUGGACCCAUACCGCUCACUACCCACAAGGUACACGACAGCUGUGCAUUCUCUAACUCGGAGCUUCCUGCUACUCAACACCAGCACUACAGCCAUGGGUUUGAGCAGGACCACCCAGGCAAGGGAAUCAGAAGAGUGGAAGGAGACUUUGAAUUUGUGAAUCGCUAUGAAAACACCGAUCCACCUAAUGGCGUCCUGCGAAGAACGCCAGGUGUGACCGCGAAGGUAUUGCGCAACCCGAGCUUUGAGGGGCGGCGUGAUCUGGUGGUGAACGUGCAGAGAGCAAGCCCACAGCUGGAGACAGCGAGUAGCUCACGCUCCGACAGCCCCAGCGUGACCAUCAGCUGCACUCCUUCGUCGAGCACCAGCGACCGGUCUCUGCUCUACGUGCAAGUGCCGGCGAGCGAGCCGGGUACUCGCUCGCACAUCACCGGCAGUCAGCCCAGUGUCGUGCACACCAGCAGGCAGCACUUGCAAAAUGCGAACGGACACCACACGCCGCCGCCGGCGGCGCAGUGCGUGGCGGCCGCUUCCCGGGACUCGCCGUCGCCGCAGCUGGAUCUGCGUGCACAGGUGGCGCUGCCCCAGGUGGGCAGGCGCAUCUCGCCCGUGCCGGCCGGCGGCAUCUACGGCUACGCUGGCUCGUCGUCGUCGCAGUGUUCUACUCCACAGCGUGGCGUGAGCCCUGUGCCGCCUAACAGAAACAUUGUGAUAAAUGCAGGGCAUAGCGUCUCUCUGCAGCUGUGCGGCGAGUCGACGCUCUGUACAGUGCAGAUGGGUCAGAAGCAGAGUGUGAUAAAUAAGCGUACAACGCCCCCUCCGGCUUAUUUAGCAAACAUGCAUAUUGACACACCAUCGUAUGCGCGGCGGCCGUGCCAGAUAGCGUCAUUCAACGUGUCUACAAACAGCUCGUCUGGUGCAGCAUCUACCUCAUCACUGACAAGCCAGCACUGUCAGCACUCAGACACGCCGAGCAUCUUGCAGAGAAUGGCAGUGCUUAGUGAGACGAGUGCUGGCAAGCAGGCUGUGUCCUCCUUAGCCCCAGGUAGUCGACAUGCGGUGGCUCCUGCGGCAGUGGGACCUGCACCAGCCCAAGCGUGGACCGCGAGGCAAGCUAAAGCUCCGAUUAUGCAGUCCAAGAGCACCCAUGUACCGAAGCCGGCACUGCAGACUGCUGUCGUCCCAGUGAAUCCAAAUUCUGUGCCAACCACCAACCCACCAAGUUACCCUUCUAAUCAUGCCAAUGUCAAGAGGACCGAUCCUCCUGCAUAUCCCGUGCGUGUAAGUGCUCCACCUAGUUACAGUCAGCCGACGUCAACGCCGGGCUUUGUGUACCCACAGAGCAACGUGUGCGUACCGGCCACGGACCCGCCGAGCUACGACGAAAGCGUGGCGAAUCAGAACAGGCUAGCUUACAAUGCCGUUGUGCCAAUCACGGAACCACCCUGCUACACGACUAUGGUGCAGGCGCACAUCAUGUCACCACUCACGAACGAAUUGCAGAGCGUGAGCAUCGGACAGGCCGCCGCCUACGCGGCCGGCAACUGUCCGCCGAGCGUUUGCUCGACGCGUAGCUCCAACUCUGACCACACGAACGCGAUAACGGUGUCGACGGACUUCCUAUCGGAUUCGCCGUACUCGGCCAGCCACUCGCCACUGUCCACGACGUCGUCGCCGUCUACGAACUCCGACUACGCCGACAUACGCAAUCCUCCUCCCCCGUAUCCCCACAGGCAUAGCUCGCCCGUGCCCGAGAGGCGUAAAAAGAAGCCAAGCAUUGACGAUAAUGAGAGUGCGGAGGCGGAGGAGGCGGAGGAGGAGGAGCAGAGCAGAGAGUCGGUGAUAGUGAAGAACUAUUCACCACAGGCGUACAAGUUCUACAUGGAACAGCAUGUGGAGAACCUAAUGAAGAUUUAUCAGCAGCGUGUUGAACGCAGACGACAGCUAGAGAAGGAGAUGGACAAGGUCGGUUUGUCAGAAGAGGCACAGUGCGAGAUACGUAGAUUGCUUCAACAGAAAGAAUCCAACUACAUGCGACUAAAGCGUGCCAAAAUGGACAAGUCGAUGUUCAAAAAACUCAAGACGCUUGGCAUCGGGGCAUUUGGCGAGGUGGCCCUCGUACGCAAGAUCGACUCCGGACAGCUCUACGCUAUGAAGACACUGCGAAAGUCCGACGUUCUGCGUCGCAACCAGGUGGCUCAUGUGAAGGCAGAGCGAGAUAUACUGGCCGAGGCUGACAACGAGUGGGUGGUGAAGCUUUAUUACUCCUUCCAGAACAAAGAUAACCUUUACUUUGUGAUGGAGUACAUUCCAGGAGGUGACAUGAUGUCUCUGCUCAUCAAAUUCCAGAUCUUCCAGGAGCCACUGGCUAGGUUCUACAUUGCUGAAUUAGUUUGUGCUAUCGAGAGUGUUCAUCGCAUGGGUUUUAUCCAUCGGGAUAUCAAACCUGACAACAUCCUUGUGGAUCGAGAGGGCCACAUUAAACUGACCGAUUUCGGGCUGUGUACUGGCUUUCGCUGGACACACAACUCUAAAUACUACCAGAAAGGAAACCACAACAGACAGGAUUCAAUGGACCCGGAUGAGAACUGGGAAAUCGGGAACAACUGCAAGUGUAUCGGCAGCAGCAGCGGCUUAAAGUCGGAGAAACCCUUGGAGAGACGCCGCAGGCGUCAACACCUACGGUGCCUCGCACACUCGCUUGUCGGAACUCCUAACUACAUUGCACCUGAAGUGCUCCUGCGAAUGGGCUAUACUCAGUUGUGUGACUGGUGGAGUGUAGGAGUGAUUCUGUAUGAGAUGGUUGUAGGCCAGCCGCCCUUCCAUGCAAACACACCUGCGGAAACUCAACAGAAGGUGAUAAACUGGCAGCACUCGUUGCACAUACCCAAAGAGGCGAGCAUAUCGGCGGCUGCCGAGGACAUCAUCUACCGGCUGCUCACAAGUCCCGACGAGCGGAUUGGUCGCGAGGGCGACGGCGACGGGAUCAAAUCGCAUCCUUUCUUCUCGGAGAUCGAUUGGUCGACGGGGCUGCGCCGGCAGGCGGCGCCCUACAUCCCGACAAUCCGACACUCGACGGACACUUCCAACUUUGAUCCCGUCGACCCCGACCGGCUGCGGCACAGCGACUCGAACUCCGGCGACGAGAAGGAGAAGAAGAAGGCGAACAGCGACUGGAACCACGAGAACGGCAAGUAUCCCGAGCACGCGUUCAUCGAGUUCACGUUCCGGCGCUUCUUCGACGAUGGCGGACACCUGCUGUUCCCGAUGUCGGCGACGAUACUCGAGCAGCCCGGCCUCGAGGAGCUGGGCAGUGACUUCGGGGAGAACGGCGCGCAGGGAGGAGAUAGGCAAGACUCGCAGAACCCAGUGUAUGUAUAGGGGAUGUAGUUGUUGUUGGCAGCUGAGGUGUUGCAGCGAAGUCGAAACAGAAUGCAGACGUGUGUGUGUUCUUUUUUGCGCCUGCGUGGCAACGUGGUGGCGAUCGGUCAGCGAGUGACCUAGUGCUUGUGAUAUUUCUUCAGUGUUGGAGUUACACUCAUGAGAGUAGUAAUCAGUAGUGCCAUCUGAUGGCAAGUGUCAUGAAGUAAUGCUAGAUGCAUAACUGCGCUAUUUUCUUCUGUUUGUGAGCGAGAGACGAAGGUAACUAUCAGAAAUGACUUGAUUGAACUUUAUUCUACUUUUAUAGUAGGUGGCAAAGCAGAGUAUUUGCAUUUAAUUAUGCCAUGCUUUUGUAUUUAUGCAAUUAGGAUGCACUGCCGGUUGUCAUAUAUAGCCGACUAUCGUCUGACCAACAAUGAUUGAUAAUCUGAAUUUAUUUAUUAUUUUUUUGAAAAGCUUUAAAAACUUGUACAAAAUUCAAAAAAAAAGUUAACUAUAUUUUGUAAUAAUGAAAUGAAUCCCGUCGAGGUUGCGUUUAUUUUUUACUAUCUCCUGCGAGUUGAGCCAGUUGUAAGGGUAAUAUUGCAGGUUAAUUUGAAUAUGCAAAUUGUAGGGCAGCUUAAUUAAUAGUAGUGCUGUAUAGAAUUUUCUUAACAUCGUUUUGAUUGUCACCUCUAAGCAGUCUUGGAAAUAAGUAUGAGAACCCAGCCAGUCCCGAUUUCGUAAAUUUAAAUUUCAACUAUAACCUACAGUAAAAUCCAUAAAAAUUAGUCAGUCAAUCAAAUAUAAGAGGACAGGCUACUAUUUCCAACAUUGCACUUGAGUUUUUAUCACUUUGUGCCUUCUACUAGGUGUGAGUGUAUAGCAUAGUAGCAUUUUCAUGGUUACUGUUUUGUGCUAAAACUAUCUAGUAGGUAUGAAAAUUGUAUCCACUAUUUUUUGCCCUGGGUGCAUUUCGUCCUGCGAGCGUUUCCAGGUAUAUACACGUUUGGUCAAGUGCAGUCCUGAUUUGCUCUAAGUGACAACUUUUGUAUUGGAUGCCUGGAACAACUAUAAUCUGAUAUAUAGUGUAAGCUACGCUGUAUUACUAUUUCCUUUUGUUCAGCUAGGUAUAAUACUGUAAGAAAUUGACCUAGUCGAAAGAGCACCGAACACCCUUUCGCAGGUGCACACUGCGCAUUUUGUAUAUCCGACCCCCUCCUAUGACUUGCUUGUAUAUUGUUGAAUAAUGUGUGUAUUUUAAUUGUGAGCAAUCGCUUGCAUUCAUGUACGCCUGUAGCGUAAGAGGAAAAGUGUAAAACGAAAGUAAGCAGUGGGUAUAAAUUGUUUGACACACCUUAGGUAGUAGACACGACGCGAUAAAAGUGUCGUCUCAAAUUUCUUUUGUAACCGAUUUAAAUGGGAAACCUAUGUAAAAUACAAUCAUUGAAAGGCAAGCGGGCAAAGAUGGUGAGGUAGAUUGUUCAUUAUGUAGUAUUUAUUUAACAUUCGAUUGUAAAGCCAUGACAGUCCUACCCAUUCUAAGAGAUCGUCCACAUUUGUGCCUUAGAGAUGUGAAUGUUUGUACCA